AUUAACAGCAGGCUCAGCGAGGCACAUACAUAUAUACUCAUUUUAAAUUGAAAUUAUUUCAUAUCACGGCCGUACCACGGAAAUGCUAUUUGUUAAGCAUAUGCACCACUCGUUAGUCGUUUUUAAUUACUAAUUCUUAUAUUUCUAUUCGGGUUCUUUGAUCUUUAUUAUAAGCCAAUAAAUAUGCCUAGCUGUUUUUGUUGUAGCAGAUCAAGGAACGAGAAGUCCAAAAUUGCUAACAUUUCUUUUCAUAAGUUUCCGACUAAUCAAAUAAUUCGAGCAAAAUGGUUUGAUUUUGUUAAUGAAAAUGGCUUUAACAUUAAUAAUAUAACCAAAAAUAGUUCAUUAUGUUCUGUUCAUUUUGCUUCUGAUUGUUUUAUUUUUGAUCAAGAUAAAAACAUAAAUAUAAUAAAGAAAGAUGCUGUUCCAAUGUUUUCCGUUUAUAGAGUAAAAAAUUCUAAAACAGAUUUUGCUGAAUUUAUAAAACGUUCCCAGCCAAAUGUCAUUACCAAACCUUGUACAAGUGGUCUUAUUGCAGAAAAAACUAAAGUCAAGUCAACUUCUGUUAAUGAUACUAUUGAAAUAAAAGCAGAAGAAAAUGUGGAUAUUUCUUUGAAAUCAGUUAGCAGUUAUGAUACACAAAACAACGAAAAUAAAUAUGCUGAAGAAUCAACUAGUAAAGUUAAUUUUGAAAUUAACCACGAGAAUGAUGUGUCAUUGAUGUCAGUUGAUUCACUGUCCUCUCCUUGCAUGAAUAAAAUGAUUGGACCAUCACCUAUGGCUGCUAGUGAAAUCCAAAAUUAUAUGCUUCGCCAACAGUUUUUAAAACAUAGUAUUCGGAACCUUAAUAAUAACCUUGCGAUUAAAAAUCAAAAAAUCAAAUCCAUUCAAAAAAUAGUUAGAAAGCAACAGAAGGAAAUUGCAACAAUGAAAAAUAUCAUUAUGAAACUGCAAAACAAAAACCCGAUAAAUGAAAAUGAUGGAUCUUUCACAUUGUUGGAAUCUUUUGUUAAAGCAUAUGAGUAUGUUCGACAACAAUGUAUUAUAAUUUUGCCAUACCAACAUACUCUUAGUAAGUGGUAUUCUAACACCGAUGCCAAUCCAGGUUUUAUAGAAGAGGCCCUUAAAUCAUUAACAUUAAAAGUGAAAAAUUCGCCUAAUCAGCUUUAUUGUGCUUUGAUGAUGGAUGAGAUGGCCAUUUGCCAAUAUCUUCAAUUUGAUAGUGCUACUGCAACAUACUAUGGUUAUGUAGAUUUAGGCAAUGUAAUGACUAAUGAUAGACAUAGUCUUGAUAUAGCUAAAGAAUGUUUGGUCUUUAUGGUAGUUUCAAUAAAUUAAAAUUGGAAGAUUGAUAUUGAUUAUUUUUUAGUUAGUCAUAUUAGUAGUUCUCAAAAAUCUGAACUAAUUAAACAUGCUUUGAAUCUUUUACAAUUAACUAGGGUAACAAUAAUUAGUCUUACAUUUAACAAAUGUGGAACCAAUCUAACUAGAGAGAGUAACUAAGAG
Molecule: messenger RNA, 1506 nt
Organism: Sipha flava (yellow sugarcane aphid)
Lineage: Eukaryota; Metazoa; Arthropoda; Insecta; Hemiptera; Aphididae
Exons: 7
Coding region: 184-1338 (384 amino acids)
Source: RefSeq, a predicted model, not a curated record